ACGAUUAUGUGUAUGCAAUAAUUAAGGCGUGAAGUCCUCUUAAGCCCACAUCCCUGAACGAGGCGUCCAUGCAGCAGCCAUGGCCUCGACGCAGAACACCGGCGCUGGGGCAGCUGGCUCGCCCUUCUGCUACCGCGUUUCACUCAAUCCGUUGGACUGCAACCUUGACAUGGUGCUCAGCCCCGACCUCCUGUCCGCGCACACGCUGUCGGAGGGAGGCUGCGGCUAUUGCUGGUCGGGCGUUCGAGCCAACCUGGGAAUCUUCGCAAGGGGCAAGUUCUUCUUCCGUGUGACGCUGGGUCCGCCCCGGCAGGUGAACGUGCACAACACGGCGACGCUGAUGACGGCGUACGGCAUGCGGGCGGGCGUGUCGCGCUUCCAACCCGCCGUGGAACAGCUGGGGGAGGAGCCUUUCUCCUGGGCCGUCUGCAGCACCGGCAGCAAAGCCAGCCUGCCACCCAAACCCACACCAACAACGUCACCCCAACUCCCCACCACCAACAACACCAACACCAACGGCAUUGCAACAACCAAACCAAACCCCACCGCCGGCGCCGCCGCCAGCAGCGCCGACACUCCUUCUGCUCCCGCCACCGCCGGCGGGGGCUCCCUCCCCACCUCCGCCCCCGCCUCCUCCUCCUCUUCCGAGGACUACAUGUCGUACCCUGUGUUUGUGCCGGGCGUGCUGCCGCCGGCGGCGCCGG
This is a messenger RNA of Astrephomene gubernaculifera, 704 nucleotides long. The record is from the annotation of a GenBank genome assembly. NCBI's taxonomy places the organism in Eukaryota, Viridiplantae, Chlorophyta, Chlorophyceae, Chlamydomonadales, Astrephomenaceae.